AUGGUUUUCACUCUCGCCGUCGUAUUGCUGACUGUCUUCAGUUCUGCCUACUGCUCUGGUAAAGACUCAUAUGGAUAUGGUAGCGGGUAUGGCUCUGGGUAUGGAUCCGGAGUUGGAUCCGCAGUCCUUCUAGGAGGUGGCGGUAGUGGAUAUGGUGGUUACGGACUCGGAUCCGGGAUCGGAUCUGUAGCUGUUCUAGGAGGUUUAUCCGGCGCUGGAUAUGGACCAGUAGGUAAAGGCGGAUACGGACCAGCACCAGUUGUUGUCAGUGGUGGAUACGGCUCUGGGUAUGGCUCUGGGUAUGGAUCCGGGGUUGGAUCUGCAGUUCUUCUAGGAGGUGGCGGUAGUGGAUAUGGUGGUUAUGGACUCGGAUCCGGUGUUGGAUCUUUAGCUGUUCUAGGAGGUUUAUCCGGCGCUGGAUAUGGACCAGUAGGUAAAGGCGGAUACGGACCAGCACCAGUUGUUGUCAGUGGUGGAUACGGCUCUGGAUAUGGCUCUGGGUAUGGAUCCGGAGUUGGAUCUGCAGUCCUUCUAGGAGGUGGCGGUAGUGGAUAUGAUGGUUACGGAAUUGGAUCCGGUGUUGGAUCUUUAGCUGUUCUAGGAGGUUUAUCCGGCGCUGGAUAUGGACCAGUAGGUAAAGGCGGAUACGGACCAGCACCAGUUGUUGUCAGUGGUGGAUACGGUUCAGGAUAUGGAUCUGGAUAUGGAUCCGGAGUUGGAUCUGCAGUCCUUCUAGGAGGUGGCGGAAGCGGAUAUGGACCAGUUUCAGUCGGAGCAGGAUACGGACCAGUCUCCGUAGUUUCCGCUGGUGUCGGAGGCGGUUAUGGUUACGGAAAAGGAUCACAAUAUUAG
This is a messenger RNA of Mytilus trossulus (common blue mussel), 852 nucleotides long. RefSeq lists its product as uncharacterized. Lineage: Eukaryota; Metazoa; Mollusca; Bivalvia; Mytilida; Mytilidae. The coding region runs from base 1 to 852 and encodes 283 amino acids. The record is from RefSeq and is a predicted model, not a curated record. The transcript has a single exon.